Messenger RNA from Passer montanus (Eurasian tree sparrow), 2784 nucleotides. It is a transcript of the gene MPHOSPH8, whose product is annotated as M-phase phosphoprotein 8. The transcript is spliced from 14 exons. Gene Ontology annotation, cellular component: cytoplasm; nucleus. Gene Ontology annotation, molecular function: protein binding. The coding region runs from base 57 to 2420 and encodes 787 amino acids. Lineage: Eukaryota; Metazoa; Chordata; Aves; Passeriformes; Passeridae. The record is from RefSeq and is a predicted model, not a curated record.
GCCGUGCCGCCGCUGUCGCACCGCUCUGCGCCCUUGUCGUGCGAACUCGGCCCAAGAUGGCGGCGGCGACCGGGAGCGGGGCCGAGGCGGCGGCGGCGGCCAGGCUGGACGGGGCGCAGGGAAAGGAGGAGACGGCGGCGGCCGCGGCGGCGGCGGAGGAUGAGGAGGACGGGGAGGACGACGGCGGCAGGGCGGGCAAAGCGACGGGCGCUGCGGCAGCCGCCGGCGGGAAGGCUGGCGGCGGCGAGAGCGAGGAGGACGAGGAGGAGGACGGGGAGGACGUGUUCGAGGUGGAGAAGAUCCUUGACGUGAAGAUCGAGGGGGGUAAAACUCUCUAUAAAGUCCGGUGGAAAGGAUACACCUCUGAUGAUGAUACCUGGGAACCAGAGGCUCACUUGGAAGAUUGCAAAGAAGUGCUUCUUGAAUUCAGAAAAAAGAUUAUGGAUAAUAAGCCUAAACCUGUUAAAAAAGACAUCAUACAGAAACCACCUCUAAAUGAUGAUAUAUUUGAAGCAGAGUCUGACAGUGACUUGCAAAGUGAAACAAAAGAUGAUGUUUCACCAAAGAAGAAAAAGAAGAAGUCAAAAGAGGGAGAGGAUAAAAGUUCAGAUGACCUGAAGAAGAAGAAAUCUAAGUCUGCAAAACUCAAGGAAAAACCCAGAACAGAAUGUGAAAAUUCCUCAGAUACUUUGGUUUUAGAUUCAAAGCCAAAAAAAAGGACUUCAGAAACUAAGGAGGAUUCAAAGGACCCAAAGAAGCAAAGGAAAGAAGAUACUAAAGACAUCAAGAAAAGGAAGGGAGAAGAUUUAAAAGUAAAACCUAAAGAAGAUUCUAAAGAAAAUAAAAAAUCACAGAAGGAGAAGCAUGGAGAUGUUCAGUUGGACUCAAGCACUGUGGAUGAUUCAAUUUCUCAAGGAACUGAUAAUGAAAAUUCAAACAUGAAUUCUGAAAAUAAAGAUGAGGAACAAAAGAUAAUAAGUGAAGAAGAGAGAUUGGAACAAGAAAUUGAUGAAAAAGAUGCCAUUACUGAUAAAUGUCUGGAUGGAUCAACAAGUAAUGAAGAUGAUGGUAUUGAUACUAGGGCUAAAAGAAAGAAGAAAAAAAUUCAGAAAGCAGAAGACUGUAGAGAAGAAAUUGGAAGAGUAGAAAUUGAGGAUACUCAUCUAGAGAAGAAGAGCAUGCACAAAAAGCAAACAGGUCAAGAAAAAGUACCAGGAGAGCUGGAGAAAGUGUCACCUGCUCCUUCACCAGUGCAGAAGGGUUUGAAAUUGAGCACUGAUGAAAGGGUGUGCAAGCCCAUGGAUUCCCCUGGGGAGGAAAAAGAAAUAAAGAAAACUGAAAUUAAAGAAAAAUCUCAAAAAAAGGAGCCUGAAAAAGAAGAAAAAACCAGAAAAGAACAGAAAGUCAUAAAAAAUGGCAAGCAGCAAGUCCUGAGUUUGGGUAUGGACAUGCAGUUAGAAUGGCUGACACUAGAAGAAUUCCAGAAGCAUCUUGAUGGAGAAGAUGAGAAUCAUGUAUCAACAGAACCAAUAUCCAGUGCUCUCCUGAGAGAUGCUGUUAAAAGUGGAGACUACAUGACAGUGAAAAUGGCGCUUUCUUCAAAUGAGGAAUAUAAUUUGGAUCAAGAGGACCCAAGUGGAAUGACCCUGGUAAUGCUUGCUGCUGCUGGAGGGCACGACGACCUUCUGCGGGUGCUGAUCAGGAAAGGAGCUAAAGUUAAUGGUAGACAGAAAAAUGGAACAACUGCAUUGAUACAUGCAGCUGAAAAGAAUUUUCUGACAACAGUAGCUAUUCUCCUGGAAGCUGGAGCAUAUGUGAACAUGCAGCAGAGCAGUGGUGAGACAGCCUUAAUGAAGGCCUGUAAAAGAGGGAACUCUGACAUAGUGCGGCUCAUGAUUGAAAGUGGAGCCGACUGCAACAUUUUGUCCAAGCAUCAGAACAGCGCCAUGCAUUUUGCUAAACAGUGCAAUAACGUUCUGGUGUAUGAGCAGCUCAAGAGCCACUUGGACACGCUCUCAAGAGUAGCAGAAGAUACCAUCAGGAAUUACUUUGAAACUCGCCUUGUUUUGCUGGAGCCGGUGUUCCCAAUCGCGUGUCAUUGUCUCUGCGAAGGGCCAGACUUUUCACUGGAUUUUAACUAUAAACCUCCACAAAAUGUGCCAGAAGGAUCUGGAAUUCUUCUCUUCAUUUUCCAUUCAAAUUUCAUCGGUAAAGAUGUUGUUGCUCGGCUCUGUGGACCAUGCAGUGUACAAGCUGUGGUUUUAAAUGACAAAUUCCAGCUCCCUGUAUUUUUGGACAGUCACUUUAUUUAUUCCUUCAGCCCUACUGCAGGUCUUAACAAGCUUUUCAUACGGUUGGCAGAAGCUCCUACUGCCAAGGUAAAGCUCCUCAUAGGAGCUUACAGAGUGCAGCAGCAGUGACCUCCGAGCAUGCCGAGUGGCCUGACACUUUUUUGGAUAUACUUCUGAUUCCUCUCUCCAGAGACUGACAAAGCAGUUUGGAACUUUUUGGCACCACACUCUGAAGACUCAGUUGCCAGCUCGCCGCUCGUUGGCAGUCACAGGAGUGUGUGUUGGAGAGCAGUUGAAUACGCUGCACUGGUGGGACAGGGUUGUCAGCUUUUUUUACUUUGUACAGAUGUAGAUCUGGAAAAACCCCUGCUGCCUGGCCCCAUGGCUCCUGUGCUCCACAGCCUUCUGACUGCCCGUGGCUUCCACAGGGUUUGUUCCCACAUCAUCUUGUCUUCAAGAGCCCAGAACUGGGUACAGUGUUCCAGCUGCAGUC